UAACAAGUGACUGUUUAGCGUCCCAUCAGAACCGGCGCGUAGAAGAGGUUGUCUUUUAAGAGAAUGCCUCAAAUCAUGGCAGAGGCGUUCGCGAGAGGAUUGCUAGACAAGAUAAUGGUAGAAGUUCUGGACGUUAUAGAUCGCGAUGCAGAGGAUGGAAAAUCCUGGGAACAGCACGUCAAUGAGGAAACAGACGAUGCUCAACUGGAAUAUGUACAUGAUAGACCUCAAGCAAACGAAUGUACACACAUACAUUAUAGCAAGACCGACGAAAUAGAAUUGAUUGCAAAGAUAGUUCGUGAUUUGCGUGACAUACGGAUCGGAGAUUCGCGUUAUGUUCUUCCGCCUUCAUUGUUAACAUUGGAGAAACAGGUAAAAUGCGCCACACGCAACGUCGACGAUGCACCGUUUAUGAAUCCAGCAACCGACAUCGCCGAAACUCAACGCACGACCCAAGGUCAAGGCGACACGCACCAGAUUAACACGACAAUUCUCGAAUCACUGACUGAACCGACGGAACCGGUGAAGUUGAUUCGGAAGAAGAAGGAAGGAGAAGCGACUAACGAGGCGACCAACGUGUCAGUUGGUUUGUUACAACAGCUGAUCGAGGAUUUAGAGAAUAAAACAGUCUUGACUUGCUCCAAGGACGAUGCCCCUUUAGACUCGGUCAAUAAGGAAUGCAUUGCCGUUUGGGAGGAGAAAGAAGAGCAAUUUAUUAGGACUAUUGAGGGCAAUAUUGGCGCCAAACACGAGACUAUAACAGGGACUCUUCAACAAGGAAGCGAAUCAAACGGUCGCUUCCGCAUUAUCGAACUGAAGCACGAUGAAGAACUGAGGUCUCACUCAAGUCAACACGUGGCGUCCACCUCGAGGGAAGCCGACCUCGAAGAAGUUCAGAUCGAGAAACGUGGAUCGAAUUCGUUAUCGUCGUUGAAGCCAUCGUGCGAUGAUGACAAGAAGACCGUAGAUCAGAUACUACCUAUCGACGAUGCGGAGAAAAGAAAAACGUUCAACGAAGCGACAACGAAAAAGAAGAAGAAGAAAGGCUUUGGCAGCCGACUGAGGAAACUCUUCCGCGCCGCCUUUGGCCGCCAGCAGAAUUGAUGUUGGGUUCCAGAAGGAAAA
This is a messenger RNA of Mycetomoellerius zeteki, 1125 nucleotides long. RefSeq lists its product as uncharacterized. The record is from RefSeq and is a predicted model, not a curated record. Bases 64 to 1104 code for a protein of 346 amino acids. NCBI's taxonomy places the organism in Eukaryota, Metazoa, Arthropoda, Insecta, Hymenoptera, Formicidae. The transcript is spliced from 3 exons.